This is a messenger RNA of Ectocarpus siliculosus, 519 nucleotides long. Lineage: Eukaryota; Phaeophyceae; Ectocarpales; Ectocarpaceae. The record is from the annotation of a GenBank genome assembly.
AUGGAGGCGAAAGUUGGCGACACUUUCGAUAAGAAGACGUACGAUGUAACAGACACGUACUGCCAGUGCUGCCUCAUCAUCACCUGCCCACUCACGUGGGCCGCGAUAUGCCCCGGGGUGCUCGGCAAGAAGAUUCUCGUGCUGGAAGAGGAGGAGGCCAUCCUGACCCAGGACUGCUGCAUCUACCACUCCGUGGCCCACAGGCCGUACGGAGAGCUCGGGAGCGUGGAGAGGGAGAACGUUUGCUGCUUCGUCGGUUUCACCUCUAACCUGUCCCCGACCAAGUCUGAGGGCGGCGGCCAGGCCGCGAUCAUCCCGGGCAACUGCUGCGAGACCGCUCUCGUCAACGAGAUUGUGGAGGAGCUCAAGAAGAGGAUGAAGCACCGCGGCGACACCGGGCAGAUAAAGAGGGCCGAGGAGAACCUGAAGGAGAUCAGGCACCUGCACGCCAAAAUCGACGCGGUCAUGGAGCACCUAAACAUCCCUGCCGUCCAGGCCCCCAUGGAGAUGAACCGUUAA